Messenger RNA from Hirundo rustica (Barn swallow), 3797 nucleotides. It is a transcript of the gene TMEM174, whose product is annotated as transmembrane protein 174. The coding region runs from base 28 to 765 and encodes 245 amino acids. The transcript is spliced from 2 exons. NCBI's taxonomy places the organism in Eukaryota, Metazoa, Chordata, Aves, Passeriformes, Hirundinidae. The record is from RefSeq and is a predicted model, not a curated record.
GAAGGAGAAGAUACGUUAUACUCUGUAAUGGAGCAAAACAACAACAACAAUGUGGAAGAUUUCUCCCUGAAUGUCUUUUCUGUCACUCCUUGUCAGCCGAACAGAUCUGAUGCCCUGGUGUCGGAUGGGGAUAAAGCUGGCACCACUCUGCUCUUUUCAGGUGUGUUUUUGGGACUGGUGGGGAUCACUUUCACCGUGAUGGGGUGGAUAAAAUAUGACGGCAUUACCCACCUGGAGUGGACUCAGUUGCUGGGGCCUAUUCUGCUGUCUGUCGGGGUGACUUUUAUUCUGAUCGCCGUUUGCAAAUUUAACAUGCUUACCUGCAAGCCCUGUAAGGAGAGGGAGGAGAACGCCUCGGAGCCCGACCAGGCUGCGAGCGGACAGUCCUUUGUCUUCACGGGCAUCAACCAGCCCAUAACCUUCCACGGCGCCACGGUGGUACAGUACAUCCCUCCUCCGUACCCAUCCCAGGAAGGCGCUGCCGCCAGUGCCGCCUGCCUUCGCCCGGUGCUCAGCUGCUGCGGCGCCGCUCCCCACGGCGCCUCGCCGGUCCUCAGCGCUGCCUCUCCUCACUUCUGCCCUGCCUACGCCAUGGAUAACCUGGCUUUCGCCGAGGAUGAGAGCUACGCUGCUUAUCCCGCAGAGAAUUCCAGGAGUCAGAGGUCAGAAGACAGUUCUGAUGAGCCAGAAGGACUCCUGGAAGACUAUGCCCUUAAUAACUUGUCACCUCCACGUUAUGAGGAAAUAUACCCUUUGUCUUCAUAAAAUCAUCAUGGGCCAGAGACAACGAUCCUAAGAGAUGCCAGAAAGAAUCCCAAAACAUCUUUUCUUUAAACACUUGUGUGAUAAGACAGUGUGAGCAAGAUCUUGGUAUUUAUACACAGUUCAGUAGCACUGAGGAUAUUUAACUGAUCCUUUCCUUUUUCUCUGUCAAAAUUUGUUAGCCCCUUGCAAUGCAGCUUAAUAGCAGAGCUAUUAAUUAUUUAAUAGCAAAACUAUUAAUAGCAAAGCUAUUAAACUCAAGGAUCUAAAUCCAUAUUAGGAUUCUCCAACAAGAGUCUUGAUUUUCAGACUUGCUGAAACCAGUGUGAACUCUGAAUGCACAAGAUGUUUGUGGAAGAUCAUGAUUGCUCCUGGAUAUCCAUCGUUAGAAAAUACUUGAUUUUUCUCUCGAUGUAUUUUCAUCCUUGACUGCUUGGAAAACUUCAAAAGUGCUCAAGUGUCUGAUCUGUGAAAUUGAAUUUUCUGUCUUAAUUUUGUUUGAUUCUUUAGAAGAGCUUACUCAUUAAUAAGUCCAGUCCACAGAUUAGACUUCCUUAGCUUCUUUUACCUGGGCAACCCAGUCCUGCUGCAUAACCCAGUCCUGUAGGCAUUUUUUUGGAGCUUGAACCACAGCAUCUCAGAACAGAGAAAACAGAUACUGGCUUCUGCCCACUUUUUGACCUCUAAGACAUCCUGAGUGCAUCAAAUUCCGCUCCCUUCCCCUCCUGAUGGGAGGCAAAGCAGAGUCUCCCACCAGGAGUCCUAAUAACAGUGAGGUUAAUGUCCCUGAAGAAAAUGGGAUCUUUCUGAAGCCUCAGCAGAGAUGUGUGAUCCUGCCACUGCUAAGGGCUUUGACAAUCACAGCUGCUGCACCCCCUCCUCUGUGGGAGGGCUGUGGUGAAACCCCUCUGAGGUCCCUUUUAUUUGAAUGUGGAUCUUCAGGCACACAGCCCAGGCUGCAGGUUGCCCCCAGAGUAUCUAAACAACUGUGGGCUGUGGUAAACUUUCUUGCUCAAGUUCAGCUUGGUUCCAUGCAUUGAAUCCACAACAAAUUGAGAUUAGCUCAUUUGAUUAGAGAAUGGUGGUGCUGGACACCAAGGCUGUGGUUUUGAUCCCUGUAUGGGCCAUUCACUUAAGAUUUGGACCUGAUGAUCCUUGUGGGUCCCUUCCAAUUAACAAUACUCUGUGAUUCUGUGAAAUGUAUUUACAGCUGUAUUUAACAAAAGAUAAAGUGUAUUAGCUCUGAAAUCUUGCAGUCCAGAUUGAAGACCCAAAAGAUUUUGCUCAGGAGCUUUUUAACCCCAGAGCAAUGGCAAUGCUAAGAGUCCCUACAUUUUGUUUUAUCCUGUUUAGCCUGUUUUAGAUUCUGCUUUUGAAUGUGACUAGAAGUGUGACAGAGCUGGACAAGCCAGCAUUUCCCUAUGAUGAUCCCAUUAGGUUUGCUUAUCCUGAGCCCCUCGGAGGGCUCAAACCCAAAGCUGAUCUCAGCUCUCACCUGCUGGAGUGGGCAUCACAUGGAAUGCCCUGGAGGGCGAUAGUCAGUGUCUGAAAAUAACCAAGCAGUGCACUGCUGGUGUGCCUGUGGGUCAGACUGCUGGCCUGGCACGGCACAGCUGAAAACAGGUGUCCAUUAUGGAACGCAUCAGCUCUCUCUUACUCGUUAAUGCAGCUGCCUCAGCUCUUCCCAGAUUUCACCCAUUUCUGUGGUUGUUCUCAAUCCCUGGGGGCUGGAGGAGGUUGGCAUUUGAGCACAGGCAGCUGCACACCAGCCUGAUGUACCUGAACGUCUCGGAGUUUCUAUGCAGCUCCUCUGGCAAUCAGGAGGCAUAGCUCUGGAUGGAGAUGUGCAUUCAGAACAUGGUCCAGCUGUGUGGACCUGCACAACUCCCUGUCCUGUACACUUAGAAGAUGCCAAGAAAUGAAGCAUUUGGGGGUGGGAGGGUCACAAAAUAACCACUGUGCUCUGCAGUGAUGGAUAAGACGCUGACAGAAGUCGUAUUUGGGACACAACAUUUAAACAGUCUCUAAGCUGGAAUAGCAACUGCAGCAGCAGCUACUGAGCAGUGAGUGCAAAGUUUGUGUGAGGUUUUUCUCAUUAGAGAAAUAUGGGACACACUGUUUUUCAGCUGUGCUGGCCUGGUGUUAGCAGGUGGCUGGAGAAGGGGAGGCACGUGUAGCUGGAGAAGGGGAGGCAUGCUGUGUUCAGCAUGAUCUCUAUGGGAUUGAGUGAGAGAAUAGAGGAUCUAAAAAUAAAUGCUAGUUUCUCUUAUGGAAGUGUCUUGCUCCUCUUCUGGAGUUUACACGGAGGUGAACUCAUCCUCCCUCCGCAGCAGGAAACUGGAUGGUCCCAAAUCCCCAGUUAGUUCCACAUGGACAGAGCCCUGCACUUAGCACGUAGUUCUGCUGACUCCAGCAAGCACUGCAGUAGCACAGAGGUCAGGCUUGAUGGAUCCAAUUGCAGGACUAGGGUCAGAAUUUCUGCCCAGUCGCCCUCCUCCACAACAAGAAAAUUCCUUCUGUCAAACACCGCAGACUUUCCCUGCUGCUCUUCCCUCCUCCCUCCCCCCACACCCCUGGCAUAAGUUUUGUGUGGUGGUAAUAUCUUUAUUUUUAUUACAUCAAAUAAUACUGACAGAGUGAACAAAGAAAACUCAGAAGACUGCACUGUCUUCUCCAUAUGGAUUUGGAAGUUUACUUUUAGCUAUAUUCAUUGAAAAAGGUUGGAAGAGUCCUGGGUUUCUCUUUAAAGAGGAGAUUGACUAUUAAGUUUAAGUAGCUAUGUAUUGAAUUUAUCUUGACCCACCAGAUGAAUUCUGGCUGAAUUCUUGUGGGAGUCUUCUCACACUCAACAGAUAUUUGAGAAACUCUUGGGUGGUGACAUUUCCUUGCUGCACUGAGUGCUGAUCAUCAGUUUUAAGAACAGAGACAAGUUCCAUAAAGGCUUUUUCUUCCUUCUCUUCCUUCCAUCUUUUACUUUCAUCCUCUUUUUCUGUUCUAACACUCUUUUUAACUUCAGGGUUUGGGGAGGUUGCUGG